AAAACCUUUUUUUGUUGCGAUGAGCAGCGAUGGAGUAGAUCGUUCUUUGAAAGGGGCGUCAGUUCUUCAGGAUUUGCUACGUUGCCAAUCGGUGAAUCCAUUAUCACUUCGUCUUCAUAAGCAAGGGCGCAAUAUUUUUGACAAAAUUCGUAGCACCCAUUCACGAUCGCUUUUGGAACGCGUUUUAUAUAAUUUGAAUAAAUUGGUAGACGAACUAAAUGAGCCCGGACUGCAGCGGUUAUCAUCCAUUUUAACGGAAGUUCCAUGCGAUGAGGGAGCGUUUCCGGAUUUAAUCAUAAAGUUAUCUGCAAAUUCUGCCGAAUCAACAUCAAUCGCAUCAAUAAUAGAAUGCCUACGUGAAUUGUGUGGGCAAAGUCCUUCCUUUUCGGUUUUAGAAAAUGACUGGACCCUUUUACAGAAUCUUCUUCGCGAUCCAUCUCCAUCUGGCUAUGCUAAUGUAGCUUGCGCCGAUCCAACAACAUCUAAAGAUGCAACUACACAGUGUCGUGCAGAAUUGGGUAGUAUUUCAGCGGAAGAACUUGUUACGUAUAAAGCGUUUAGUCAGUCUGACUUUCGUCAAGUACGCUUGCGCAAUUUCGUAAAAGUCCACCAAGUCGGCCAAGGAGCCUAUGGUGACGUUUGGUUGGCAGAAGAUAUUGUAAAUCAAUCGCCUGUUGCUUUGAAGAAGUUGAAACUAAAUGAAGAUAGGGAAGGUUUCCCUAAGAGUGCCAUUCGUGAGAUAGUUUUGUUGAAUACAUUGAAACAUGAGAACAUAGUUAACUUAUUAGGCAUUGCACAUUCACAGUCAGAAACAGGAUCAGGUAAAGACCACGUGUGGAUGGUAUUUGAAUAUUUACCAUUUGACCUAAGUGGGUAUAUUGAAGCACUACGUGACCCAACCGAGAAGCGGGACAAGUUGUCGAAGCCACUGAUGUGGCUUUCCAUCGGCGAGAUAAAAUCUAUAAUGCUACAACUACUUCGAGCGGUGCACUUUUGCCAUUACAACAACGUUUUGCAUCGUGAUUUGAAAACAGCGAAUUUACUAAUGAACCAUGAUGGUACAAUAAAGCUGGCUGACUUUGGUUUAGCUCGCAAUUGUCCAACUGGUAAAGGGAUGUUAACGAAUAGAGUGGUUACAUUAUGGUAUCGUCCACCUGAACUAUUGCUUGGUAGUGAUAAUUAUCACUCUGGUGUAGACAUGUGGAGUGUCGGCUGCAUUAUGGCAGAAUUGGUCUGCGGUACACAUAUUUUUGCGGCAGACAAAGAGCCUAUAAUUUUAAAAACAAUAGCCGAGCGUUUAGGUCUUCCAAACGAAUCCGAUUUGAGGUUCUUGAGGACUUUACCACUUUGGAACGAACCUUCAGUAAAUCCAUUACACCCAGAUCGACAGGGUAGUAUAGUGACUCGAAAAAAGGAGUUCGAGAAAACAUUUAAAGUUACAAAUGAACUGGGAGAUGAAGGUUGGGAUCUCAUGCGUCGUUUGUUUGCAUGGACACCCGGAAAUCGAAUUUGCGCGCGCAAGGCUUUACAACAUCCAUGGUUCAGUACACCACCUCUUCCUACAGCACUUGUUAGUCGUGCAAACGUCAAGGCGGCACACAGUUUUAUGACAAAAAAUCAGCGAAAGCGUGAAUCGCAAAAGCAACCUGUAAAACGCAACGAGUAUGUGAAGUACGCGAAUACGGGGGAUAUUCGACGUGCUAUAGAGAAGCAUCGUAUUAAUGCUCAGGAGAUACAAUUACCUACUGGAGAUACACACUGAACUGGUAAUAUUUAAGAAACGUAUCAUAUUAUUUG
Molecule: messenger RNA, 1797 nt
Organism: Babesia bovis T2Bo
Lineage: Eukaryota; Apicomplexa; Aconoidasida; Piroplasmida; Babesiidae
Product: protein kinase domain containing protein
Exons: 1
Coding region: 20-1762 (580 amino acids)
Biological process (GO): positive regulation of transcription elongation by RNA polymerase II; protein phosphorylation
Cellular component (GO): cyclin-dependent protein kinase holoenzyme complex; nucleus
Molecular function (GO): cyclin-dependent protein serine/threonine kinase activity; RNA polymerase II CTD heptapeptide repeat kinase activity; ATP binding
Source: RefSeq, a predicted model, not a curated record